Molecule: messenger RNA, 7042 nt
Organism: Dimorphilus gyrociliatus
Lineage: Eukaryota; Metazoa; Annelida; Polychaeta; Dinophilidae
Source: the annotation of a GenBank genome assembly
UAUGGCGACUAAUGUAACAGUUUCGUCUCCCUCUAAAGAUAACAAUAUCCCGGUUCAUGAAUCUCGUGAAGUUAGUAACGUCGAUCCGACGUCUAUUCCCAUUUCAGAUAAGAUGGUUAAUGGAUCGGUGUCCGAAAUACAUCAACUUGUAAUCAAGAAUCAUUCUUAUAAAGAAUUAAAAAACAAAUACGGUCAAACUCCGCUAUAUUGUGCAGCUUACUUAGGAAGAGAAGGCUUAGUACGUUUUCUAUUAGACGUCGGUGCUAAUCCAAAUGAGAGAAGUAACGAUAAUAGUACUGCUGUUCAUGCUUGCGCAUUCGGAUGCGAUUGUUCAAUCAUGGGAAGAAUGCUGCAAUCAGGAGCCGACUUACGCUUAACUGAUGAAAGUGGGCAAUUACCAGAAUAUUGGGCUAAGUGCAAACCGAAAGAUUCAAAGAAGAUGCUAAAAUACUUAACAGAAACUUAUAAUUACGCUAGUCAAUUAACAAGAGGGUUAAGACACACCAAAAACUCUGCUAUUCUCCAAUCUAGUUUUAAUAAAUCCAAGCCAAAAUACUCUUCUCUAACCUCUCUUAUUGCUAUGUUCUCACCGGCGAAAAAGGCAGUGUCCCUAACCAAUUGUUCAUCUGAUAUAUCGAAAAGAACAAAUAGUUAUGGAUUUGGAAUUAAACGAUCUCAAACCGCUAAUUCUGGUAUUCGAAUAAGCGUUCCAUUGGACGCCCCGGUUUUUAAUCGAGAUGACUUUGAGGAAGCAACUGAAAAUCCCAUUAUUUACAGGAAUGGAUAUUUUAUGACGAUGGAAACAUUAAAGUUUAAAGGCAAGAUUAAUGUUACUCUAAAAAGAAUUUUUCGAUCUAACGGAGCUAGACCUGAUUAUUUAAUUCAAGAAUUGAAUAAUAUGUCCAAAUUAUUCCACAAGAAUAUAUUACAAUUGUUAGGCGUCUAUCAAAGAAGUAAUCUACACGAAAUGGCACUAAUAUUUGAGCAUAUAGAGAAUAAAUCCUUAUUUUGUCUGUUACACGAGGAAGGGGAAAGAAUUUUCGAUAAACGUCAAAUAUAUCGAAUUGUAAAGCCUAUAUUGGAAGCAUUAAUGUGGGUUCAUAGCCAGAAUAUGAUCCAUUGUUCUGUUACAUCUCACGCUGUUCAAUUAACCAAUAAAUAUACAGCAAAACUUAGUAAUUUUGAAUUGGCAACUGAUUGUGAACAAGCUGAAAAUCCUCCCGAUAACUGGUGGAAUUACUUAAGGGAAUUCGAUAAAGGUUCCACGCUGUUUAACUGGCUUGCUCCUGAAUUAUUGAGAAAACCUAAACGUUUCGAUGAGAAGGUCGACGUAUACGGGGUCUCCGCUCUUCUCUGGGAGAUGUGCCAUGAGCAAAUUCCGUGGAAGAACAUGGGCGGUGCAGCAAUUUGUGAUAUAAUUCAUAAUCAAGGAAAAUCUCUAAUUGAUUAUGUAAACGAACCUAACGUUAUUGGAUUUAAUACUUUCUACUCAUUUUUACCGUCUGGAUUAGCAUCUAAACCUCAACAACGUAAUUUGACAAUUGAUAUGUUAUUGCAAGUUAUCGAUUCGGCUGAAAAGAACUUUCGGAGGGAAGAUGUAUUCACAACUGCGGAAGUUGAUAAUGAAUCUCAUGUUACGUAUCUUAUAUCUAAAGCACCGCUUUCCCUGGAAACGUCAAAAAGAUCCCACACUACUAAAAGCGGAACUCCAACUGCCCAUAAGUUGAAUGGCCCUAAUUGGUCAACUCCAAAUUUGGAAAAAGAUGUCCUCUUAAUGCCUAGAUCGAAUGCUUGUAUUAAAGAAACGCCACAAAAAGACUCAUACAAAUUGUCUGUAAAAAAUUCGUCUAUGAAAUUGACAACUAAUCCUACUCCAUCUCCAAGAUCUCCAUUUCAAAGGCCUUCUAGUAACAACAAUGCUAAAGACGAUCUUGUAUUUACACCUACAGACUCAGUAACCGAUCUAUCUAAAAGUUCUAAGGAACCUUUUAAAUAUUCAUUUAUGAAUAGAGUCCAAGCGAAGUGGAGCACUAUUUCAGCUACACCUCGAACAAAUGAUAAUAGAAAGGAACUAAUGAAAGAUCUCCUUCGAGAGUUAAAGACGAAUCCCCCAAAGUUAUCACCUCCCAAGAGUCCGCAUAGAAAUUUUGAGGAAACAAAUCGAGUAAUAGAAGCUUCUCGGUGUCCAAGCGGUGGGAAAAAAACAUUAGGAAUUAUAAGUUCCAGAUCGCCAAGCACCAUCAGUGUUUGUUCUAGUAGACCCGAGACGAUAAAAUCUAACCAGUCAUCUUUAGUUAAUGCUCCAAAAAGACCUACUAGUUUGUCUUUCAAACCGGCUAGUCAUAGGCAAGAUGGAAUAAGGGAGUUAGAAGCUAGAAAAUUAGUGAAUAAAUUACCUUCCCCUUACAUGAGUUCUACUACAGGGGAAGGUGUCAAAGUCCCAAAAGCUGAUUGGCAGGUAAACUGCGUAAAGGAACCUCUUCCAUGCAUCAAAUUACUUGCAAAGUCUGUAAGUAAACAUUUGCCUGAUUCUCCUGCUAAGGAUGGGUCUGCCUGCAGUAAAACAUCUCAAGGAACAGAUUUAGCCUAUUUAGAAGAAGAUAUUUGUCAAAUUCUAAACCAAUCGGGAAGUACUAAUAAUCAAAAGACCCCUGCUAAUGAAGAAGAUGGUACAGAUAACUUUUUAAGAAGAAGGUUAGCUGUAGAAAAUAUGGCAGAUAUAAGUAAUACAGAUUUAACCGACAAUAUCCGAGUAGCAAUUCGAGCGAGACCGUUCAUUUCUCGCGAAAUAAAUGCGAAAUUGGACGACCAGUGGAAUUGUCAGACAAAUAGUGUUGUAAGUCGCGACAGAUUUCAUCAGUUUAUGUUUGAUGAUGUGUUCGAUGCAACCAAAACAACUAGUGAUCUAUACGGUGGUUUGGCUAGACAGAUAGUGGAAGGGGCUGUUCAAGGAUAUAAUGGAACAAUUUUUGCCUACGGUCAGACAUCUUCAGGGAAAACAUACACAAUGAGUGGUAGUGACAAACAAAAAGGAGUUAUUGAGAUGGCUGUGGAUGAUAUUUUCUCCCUUAUAGAAGAAGUUUAUACAGAUUCUAUUUUUAUACUACGCGUGUCGUGUAUGGAACUAUACAACGAAACGGUUUUCGAUCUAUUGGCAGAUAGAAAGCUUGAAGUACGAGAGAAAGACAAUAAUUUCAUAGUCAAAGAUGUUGAUGAAAAAUAUAUUAGUUAUCCUGAAGAAAUUUUAAAAUUUAUUAAGGUGGCGAAUGAAAAGAGACAAGUGGGUGCAACGGCUAUGAAUGAUAAAAGUUCACGUUCACACGCCAUUUAUCGAAUUGUUAUUGAAGGCAAACAGGCAAUCGAUGAAGAAAGUCUCAUUAAGGUAUCUCACUUGAAUUUCGUUGAUUUAGCCGGUUCGGAAAAUUGCAAUAAAUCAGGAGCAACUGGUUUGCGAUUGCACGAGGGAGCAAUGAUAAACAAAAGUCUGUUUACCCUUUCUCAAGUCAUUGCGCAAUUAGUUGAGAAUUCCACGCAUGUUUCAUAUCGAGAUUCUAAAUUGACAAAGAUUUUGAAAAACUCUUUAGGAGGAAAUAGUCGAACAGCUAUUAUAUGUAAUAUUACCACGGCGGAAAAGGAUGAAACCUUGUCUACUCUUCGUUUUGCAAGCUCGGCUAAAAAAAUCAAAAAUCACGCUAAAAUCAAUGAAAUUAUGUCCGACGACUGUCAAUUGAAAAGAUGUCAGCGACAAAUCGUUGAUCUUCAAAAGCAGCUUGAUGAUUGUCAAGGUAACGACGAUUUACGGUUGAAAAACGAAUUAGAAAACAAGGAGCAGCAAUUAAGGGAUAGAGAUAGACUCGUGAAAGAUUUAGAAACGAAACUGGAGGGAUAUCAACGAUUAUUAGUAAAGUCUAGUCAAAUUCCAACUGGAAUAUUUACGCCAAAGAAACAGAAUCCGUUUAUGGAAAAGAGGAAUAGAAGGCAAACCUGGUGUCCUGGAAACGUGUUACAACCUCCUCUAAAUGACCCGCGAAGAAGUGAAAAAGUUACUAGCCUAGGUCGACCAGCCGACAAUACUAUAUCGGCGAUAAUAGAACAAGAUGAGGAUGAUAGAUUAGAUUCUCUUAUGAAAACACCGGAAACAUUUUGUGAACAUUGUAAACAAUUAAAUGAAAAGGUGCAACAAUUAGAGAUGGAGCUAAAUGAAAAAAGUGAAGAAUUGGAAGAAGUUAAGGAAUCGUUUGAAAGGGGCCACCAAAGCUUUAUGGAGUAUCGUGACUUUGUCGCCAUUGAGAAAAAGUUACAAUUAGAUGGUGAGAUGGAUGAAAAUGUGAAAGGCGAAGAAGAACUUAAAAAGAAAAUUACUGAAUUGGAAGAAGCACUAAAAGAGCAAAAAUCGACUCACGAAGCAAAUAUAUGCGAUAUAAGAGAUCAGGCAUUAACUAAACUUGAAGAAGAAAAAUUAAAUAUAGAAGGAAAAUUUGAAAAUAUUAUUAAGGCUGAACAGGACAAAUACCAUCAGAGGCUGCAGCUUGCCCUGGAAGAACUGGAGGAACGAGAAAAAGAAAUUGAAAAUCAAGUAAUUUCCCUGGAAAAAUCUAAAGAAGAACUAAAAAUCAACCAAGAUAUCCUUAAGGAAAGAGAAACUUUCGUUAUGGAAUUGGAGAAUAAAAUGGCCGAUCCUCGACAUACUAAAUCAGCGGCUGAAGAGCAGCAGGCAGAAGAACUAGAAGCUGUUAAAUCUAAAUUGAAAAGCACUAUGGAAGAACUAGAACAAUCUAAAAGGCAAAUGAAUAUUCAAGAAGAAAGAUUUAGCGAUAAUUUAGAAGAUCUUGAAAAUAGGGAGAAGCUAAUUGAAGAAUUAGAAGAAAAGAUAACUAAGGAGCACGAAAUCAUAGAAAUGGAGAGAAUAGCCUUAGAAACCCAAAGAAAUCAAUUGAAAGGUGCACUUUGUGAGUUAGAGAAUCGGGAAAGACUCGUCGAAGAUUUAGAAAAGAAGAUUGAAAUUAAAUUGGAAAGUGAAGAAAUACAAAAAUCCCAAUCAGAAGGUAUUCAUAACAACUUAAAAAAUGCCCUGGAAAACUGCAAAAUUGAAUUAGAGAAUACAAAAAUUCUAUUAAAAAAAGCGAACGAAGAUGUAAAGGAGUACAACGACCUAAAGAGUUGUUAUGACAAGAGAGCAAAAGAAAUCGAUAAUUUAAAUAAUAGUUUAGCAAGUAAGACCAAAGAGUUGGAAUUGGCAAAAAAAGAUCUUGGCGAUGUGUCUGAAAAAGCUAUUAAUUAUGAAAAUGAAAUUGCAAGUGUUAAGGCUGAUUUUGAAAGUCUUAAUAAAAAAUUAGAAGAGUAUCAAACAUCUAAUCAAACUUUACAUGAAAUAAGAAACGAAUUCGAUUCCUUGAAGGUUGACUACGACCGUUUAAAAGGAGAGAACAUAAAACUGGAACAAACAAAUUUGGAAGAGUUAAAGAAAAAGAGUAUUGAAUUAGAGGAUAUUAAGAGCAAUUAUGAAAAUACAUUAGAAAAAUUAAAGGAGAAGGAGAAAACCAUAGAGGAAUUAAUGAAGAGAAAUAAUGAACUCGAGUCGCUGAAACAAUUAAAAACUGAGCAAGAAUCGACUAAAUUGGCUUUGAAAACUGCUUUAGAAGACUUGGCUAGUCGUGAGCAAGAAUUAGAAAAUUAUAAGGCUAACUAUAAAUCGGCCGACCAAGUGGUUGAGAAUCGUGUUCAAGAUUUGGAAAGAGAGAUUGAUGAAUGUCGAUCGGAAAGGCUUAAGGCGGAAAUGGAAUUUAGCGAAAUAAUGAAAAUGAAAGAUAAUGAAUUGAAAACGAUUAAAGAAUCGACUAGAAAAGCUGAAAUUGAAUUUGAAAAAGAAAAGAAGACAUCGGAUGAGCUUUUGACUAAUUUAUGUACAGAGUUAGAGCAAGUAAAAGAGGAUAAUGCUAAUAUUGCAGAGGAGAGAUUACAAGAAACAAAAAUUCUUGAAGAAUACGAAACAGUGAUACAAAAUCUUAAAGAAACGGAGCAAACUUUAUUAAAGGCCAAUGAAAGUUUAGAAGAGAAAUUAAUGUGUGUUAUUCAAGAAAAUGAAGAACUUAAGACAAAGCAUAAUGACAAAGACCUUAAAGAAGCUUAUAAAGAAUUUGUGCAAUCAUACCGAGACAAAGAUUUGGACGAUUGUACAUCAGAUCAGAGGAUUAAGAAGCUAAAAAUGGAACUCGAAAAGAAGGAUGAAGAGCUACAUAAAAAUGAUAAUACAAUAAAAUAUUUAGAAAUGGAUAAUAAACGAUUAAUGGACGAAUUAAAUAAGUUAGAAGAUGAAUUUAAUGAGAAAGAAGCUGAGUGUGAUCGUUUGUUAGAAUGUACUAAUUUGGGAAAUCCUGAUAAUAUUCAAGAGGAAUUUGAUCUUAUGAAAAAUCGUUCAGUUAGAUUGGAGAAGGAGAAAAACGAUUUAGAACAAAAAUUAGGAUCUUUAGACAAAUUGAAAAACGAAUAUCGAACAAUAAAAAGUCAAUUUAGCCUUUUAGAGAAAGAGAAUAAACGACUGGAAGAAAAAAUGAGCCAUUUCGAAAAUCUUAAAAAACAAAAUCAAGAAUGUAAAAUAGAAAACGAACAUCUCGGAUCAGCCUUGAGGACACUUCAAAAACAAGUGCGUAAAUCGCUUAACGACAAAGCUGAAUCAUCUAUAUUUCAAGAGCCGCCUCCUCCGCCACCUCUAAGUUCGUCAUCAUCCAACGACUCUGAAUUGCGUAAGCAAUUAAAAGAAAAGACAACCGAAAAUGACCGCCUCAAAGCUACUUUAGACAUUUUAGAGUCGAAAUAUCGUAAUUUCAAAGAGCAAGCCGCUAAGCAUAUGGAUUAUAACGAAAGAAAAAAAUUAGCUGAUUUACUUAAUACUCCAGUGCCGUCAAAAGUAAAACGGCACAAACGUUUCUUCUCACCAGCCGCUGAAAAUGAGGAAGAUGAUGAAAAAAUGAAUUGUACUGUUGUGCCGCCUUAUAGUAAAAUGAUCGAUGGACCAGACAAGAUAAACUGCUCUCAACAAUAA